CCGAGCAGCCAUCGCUUCCCCGAGAGAGAGAGGGAGCGGGAGCGGGCACGGCGGCGCCGGAGCUGCCCGUACGAGGGGGAGGCGUCUGCAAGGUGGGGGGAACCCCUUCCCGACGAGCGGCCGUCCUGCAAUAAUAUCCUUCAUGUGGAAGGAAGCGUUUCUGAAGGAUUUCCCCUCGAUGCUCACACACGCACAACAAAAGGAUAUCCUCUGCACUCGUGAGAAUGGAUUGCAGCAGGAACGUAGGUGGUGUUAUUACCUACAUCAGUUCGAGCUCUAGCUGCAGCCCCGUCUCCUAUCAGAGUGAUGGUUCUGAGAACAGUUUGCAGCCAACCUCGGCUCCAGUUCCCUCACCACCUAGCAGCUUUGUUUCUGAUAAUCGUGUUCACCUCAGUGACGUGCUUUCUGAAAGCUGCCCGCUGAAACUAGGAAGCUCCAACAGUGCUCAGCUUCUGUGUUCCGCCAAAGGGGAUGGAUCAACCUCGGGUCCCAUGAACAAAAGUACCAGUAACAUCACCAAAAUUAAUGGGAUGGUCCUGCUGUGUCGAGUCUGUGGAGAUAUGGCAUCGGGAUUCCACUAUGGUGUCCAUGCGUGUGAAGGUUGCAAGGGGUUCUUCAGGAGGAGCAUCCAACAGAAUAUUCAGUACAAGAAAUGCUUGAAAAAUGAGAACUGUGCCAUCAUGAGGAUGAACAGGAACCGGUGUCAACAGUGUCGCUUCAAGAAGUGUCUGGCUGUAGGCAUGUCCCGAGAUGCUGUUCGGUUUGGGCGCAUUCCGAAGCGCGAGAAGCAGCGAAUGUUGAUUGAAAUGCAAAGUGCGAUGAAGAACGCAGCAAAUGACCGUCUGAGUGGCUGCGUGCAGACUGAUGCAUUGUGUGAGGACAUGUCCUCUCCAGCUCAGACUGGGCUGCCUCAGAACACAGAGGCUGAAGUGAUCGGUUCAGUGUCAAGAGCCCUCGAGGAGACUUUUUCGAAUACCCAGGAGAAACCGGACAUAAUGCUGGAAGUUCGGAACACGGAAAACCCUCGCAGAACUGGAAAUGACGAGUGGCUGGUUGGACAUGCAAUAAGUGGGGUUGAUGAAAUGCAUUGUUUCACGAAUGGAAAUCAUGGUACAGUCUGCAUCGCAAAUAAGAUGAAUAAGCAUGUGGUUUGUCCAAAUGGAGGUGCAGAGAGAGUGAGUAGGCAGUGUCAUUCUGUCUCCAGCGGGUUUACGCAAAAAGUAGUUACAGAAGAUGGGUUUGCUCGAACCACUGAUCUAAAGAAACACUCGUGGACUGCAGGGAGGAGAACCCAUCUGGUGUGCCCAAUGAGCAUGUCACCUUAUGUGGAUCCUGAUAAAUCGGAACAGGAGAUUUGGGAAGAAUUUUCCAGGAGCUUUACACCUGCAGUCAGGGAGGUGGUAGAAUUUGCAAAACGUAUUCCAGGAUUCCAAGAUCUGUCACAGCAUGACCAAGUUAGUUUGCUGAAGGCUGGAACAUUUGAGGUGUUAAUGGUGCGCUUUGCAGCUCUGUUUGAUGUACAUGACCGGACAGUCACAUUUCUGAGUGGGAAGAGUUACGGGAUGGAGGAGCUACAGUUAAUGGGGGCAGGCGAUCUGCUGUUGUCCAUGUUUGAGUUCAGUGAAAAACUGAGUGCCCUGCAUCUUGGUGAGGAGGAGAUGAGCUUGUUCACAGCAGUUGUCCUGGUGUCUGCUGAUCGAUCAGGAAUUAAAAAUGCUAACUCAGUGGAGCAGUUGCAGGAAACUCUAAUUCGUGCGCUCCGAACUUUAAUUAUGAAAAAUCACCCUACUGAAUGUUCAGUCUUUACCAAGCUCCUGCUGAAAUUAUCUGAUCUGCGUUCUCUAAACAAUAUGCAUUCGGAGGAAUUGUUGGCCUUCAAGAUCCACCCUUGAAUUUAUGAAUUGUUUUCUGCAUUUGUUUCAUAUAUUUUGUGGAUGAGUAUACAGUACAUUAUUUAUGUAUAUAGAAAUUUGCAUUUUCUCCUGCAUUAUUUUUCAGCUACUGAAGGAGUAAUAUAAUGAAAUAAUAAAAGAUAGUUAUACAAAUAUUAAAGUAUAUUUUAAGAUUUUAACAUGGAUGCAAUGUGAAAGCAUUGAAAAUGUAUAGAUAUAAUUCUGUGCUUUAAAAUUUACUGAUCAUGAUCACCUAGUUUUUUUUGCCUCCUUUGUAAAUUGAUGCUUGGUAAUAAUGCAAAAAUAUUUUUUUUCUUCUCUAAAUUUUAAAGCUUUACAAGUUCCUCGGUGCGGUGCGGUGCCUUUAUCGGUAGUGUCACAGCUAGGUACACCUGUACGACUUCCUUAAUCUAACAUUGAUUUUUAAAUCAAUCUUUUUUUUUAAAACAGCCUGUAAGUAACUUGUGGAGUUAGAUUAGCUAUUUAUUAGAUUAGCUUUAUUUGGCACAUGUACAUUGAAGCAUACAGUAAAAGGCAAUGUUCUGUGUCAAAUCAAAUCAGCAAGGAUUGUCCUGGGCAGCCUGCAAGUGUCGCCACGCUUCCAGCACCAGCAUAGCAUGCCAACAACUUAUUAACCCUAACCGGUACCCCUCUGGAACCUGGGAGGAAACUGGAGCACCCAGAGGAAACCCAGGCCGUCACGGGGAGAACGUACAAACUUCUUGAGGACGGCAGUGGGAAUCGAACUCCCUCCUUUUACUGCUGGCGCUGUUGAGCGUUGCGCUAACCGAACCACGCGGGGUUUGUGGUCAGUAUCCACCUUCCGUACCGAUGUUUAAUUUUCUUUAAAAGUCGACUUGAAACAUGAGGAAAAUAUUGCAACCAGCAUGUUUGUGUGUCCUGUCCUUGAUUGAUGCAUCUCUGUUAGCUAAUGUCGUUAGAAUGCAAUUGUUACUGUACCUGAGUAAUGUUUUAAUAUUGUCCUCCGACUCCUGUGAAAUGUGCAUUUUGUCAAAUGAUUUCUGAAUGUGAAUCAGUGCAAUAAAGUCAAUGCUUGAAAGGUGUUGGUUUUUAAAUUCAUUUAGAGUGCAGAAG
This is a messenger RNA of Mobula hypostoma (lesser devil ray), 2987 nucleotides long. It is a transcript of the gene nr1d2b, whose product is annotated as nuclear receptor subfamily 1, group D, member 2b. Gene Ontology annotation, molecular function: RNA polymerase II cis-regulatory region sequence-specific DNA binding; zinc ion binding; nuclear receptor activity. Lineage: Eukaryota; Metazoa; Chordata; Chondrichthyes; Myliobatiformes; Myliobatidae. Gene Ontology annotation, biological process: negative regulation of transcription by RNA polymerase II; positive regulation of transcription by RNA polymerase II; cell differentiation. The record is from RefSeq and is a predicted model, not a curated record. Bases 225 to 1892 code for a protein of 555 amino acids. The transcript has 8 exons.